CCCUCCUGUAAUCAAAUGACAGAAGAGAAUUAUGUUAAAAAUUAUGCUUUGAAUGAAAAAAACAUACAAUAUAAAUCAUGGCGGAACAUGCAAUGCCAGCUAUAUGUGGUCCUUGCUUAGAAGGAGGUAAUAAAAAUCAAUCUGUGAAAUGGUGUACUAUUUGUGAGGAACAGCUAUGUUCAGGGUGUGUUCAACAUCAUCAAACUUUAAAACUAACAAGGAAUCAUUAUUUAACAGAAAGAAGAAUUGAUGGGGAUACUACACAUGCUACAGAAAACAAGGAAACAGUCUUUAACACACCUGAAACAUGCGUAUAUCACCCAUCAGUUGAAAUACAGUUUUAUUGCAAGAAACAUGAUAUUAUGUUAUGUGAUGCUUGUCUUGGUUCACACCAUUCAUGUUAUAGUGAUGUAGUUCCUAUUGACCUUGCUUCCAAUGGAACAAAAAAUUCACAAAAUUUUCACAGUCUGCAAACAGAAAUUACAAAUAUCUUACAAAGUUUCAGUACUAUUCUUGUAAAUAAGCAGACAGUUGAAAAAAUGUUUUCAAACGAGGUUUCUUCAGCAAAAAAGAAAAUUGUUGAAAUAAGACUAGAAUUAGUUAGAUACCUUGAGGAAAUAAUUGAUAGAACAUUAUUGAUGGAUGUUGAAAGUCAAGAAAAAGAAGUUCUCAAUCAAUUGAUGAAAGACAAAACAGUUGCAGAAGAUGGACGAAAAGAGGCUGCUUGGUUCUUAGAAGAAAUGUCUUCCAUAUUGAAUACAGGAUCAGACAAACAAGCAUUUAUGUUACUGCAAAGAUUGAAAGCUUUCAAGAAUGUAAGGGACCAACAACUGAAAGAAAUGUUUUACAACAUGCAUGCAUAUUCGUUGAAAAUGGAACUAACUGAUCCUGUUGAAUUGCGUUCUAAAAUGGAAUUACUAUUUGGAAAAGUUAACAUGGAGUCAACACCAUACAAUGUAAACAUGAUGCAAGGGAUGAAAAUAUCAGCUAUUUGUGCAACACCUUGCGAGCCAGUGAAGACUGAAAAAUAUGUAUACAGUGUAUCGAUAAUGGACACUGGUCAGCUUCUUGUUGUCGAGUUUAACCUUAUAUCAUCCUCUAAAGUAUUUUUAUUUACUGAUACUGGAAGUCGUAUUAGUGAGAUUAAAAUUCCUGGCACACCAACAGAUAGCACUGAAAUUCCUGGUGGAAAUAAAGCUGUUGUAUUAGUUGACAAUAAGAAACUUAUAUUUCUAGAAAAGGAAGAUACACUUCGUUGCAAAAAUAUCAUGAAGAUGGCAAAAGGUUGUAAUCUUAUAACCGCCUCUUUGAGUAAAUUAUAUAUCGCUUAUAAAAGUGAAAUUAUUGUAAUGGAUAUCAAUGGUCAUGAUGUUCAGUAUUUGAAGACCCUUCAAAUGUCAGGCGGUGUGAUUCAAGCUUUUUGUGUAGGUAGGAAUGACGAUGUGUAUUAUGCAAUUGCAGAUCGUUUAUAUUGUAUGAAGGAUUAUGGUGAGGAGGUUUGUCUGUACCAGACAAAAGAUUUGAUAGAUGUCUCUGGAAUUGCUCUUGACGCAGAAGGAAAUGUUUACAUUUGUGGUAAGACAUCAAACAACAUUCAUGUCUUGAAACAAAAGGAUAGCUCUGCGCAGGUUUUGUUGAGGGAAGGAAAUGGUCUACAGAAACCCAGCGGUAUAUGCUUUGACAAAUUCAGAAACAAGUUAUUUGUUUAUUACGAAUCUAGCUAUGAUCCUAUUCAAGUUUACAAUGUUACAAUGUAGAUGAUCCAUCAUGCAAACAUAACAUGCAUGAAAACCAUUACUGUUGUAUGUGUGCCCUAGAACUUUUACAAACUUCAAACAUUUGUACGUUCAAGACCAUGUAUGUAGAUUAGGGAGCUACCAUUUGAUUUUUAUGGGGGGCUAGAUUGAAAUUUGAAAAAAAAAGGCAGGACAGGAGUUUUGAGUAAAAACGAAAGGCAGGAUGAGCAACUUGGCCAAAAAAAAAGGCAGGAUGACAAUUUAUGUAAAAAAAGUCAGGGUAAACUAAUAAAAGGCAGGACCUAAUAAAGUAAAAAAUAAAAAGGCAGGACAGAGAUUACAACAAAUUUUUUCAUCCUAGCCACCCCAUAAAAAUCAAAUGGUAGCUCCCUUAGUA
Messenger RNA from Mytilus californianus (California mussel), 2133 nucleotides. RefSeq lists its product as uncharacterized. Gene Ontology annotation, molecular function: zinc ion binding. The record is from RefSeq and is a predicted model, not a curated record. Bases 78 to 1757 code for a protein of 559 amino acids. NCBI's taxonomy places the organism in Eukaryota, Metazoa, Mollusca, Bivalvia, Mytilida, Mytilidae. The transcript is spliced from 2 exons.